Molecule: messenger RNA, 2664 nt
Organism: Hypomesus transpacificus
Lineage: Eukaryota; Metazoa; Chordata; Actinopteri; Osmeriformes; Osmeridae
Product: kelch-like protein 33
Exons: 4
Coding region: 16-2538 (840 amino acids)
Molecular function (GO): protein binding
Source: RefSeq, a predicted model, not a curated record
GACGGAGCAGUAACCAUGGAGAUGACACGAGGACAUCUGCCCGAGGAAUGGGAGGAACGCUGGAGGGGAGAGAAGGAGCAAAGAAGAAGAGUGAUUAAGGAGAGAAGAGAGAGGGUAGCGGAUGACGACCCAGAGCUGAGGAGGAUUGUCGCCUACAACGACACCAGGAUGGGUUUGAGACGGAGGGACUGCGAGGAAGGAAGAAAGAUGAAGAAGAAGAAGAACAUCCGCACGUCAAGCCGGGAGGGAAAAGAGGAGGAGGAGGAGCAGUGGAAUGAGAAGGGAGAAAGUUCAGAAGAGGAGGAGAACAUCUCAACUUACAGCCGAGACACAUACGCAACAGAGCUGUUCCAGACCUUGGAGGAGUUCAGGGACUCCUCUCUGCUCACUGACCUGACUCUGAGCACUGAGGAUGGGCUGAGCUUCCAGGUCCACUCCCCUGUCCUGGCUGCUGUCAGCUCCCUGGUCCACCACAGUCUGCAGGACGGGGAUGCAGAGUGGGAGAAGAGGGGAGGAUCUGUUAACAUGAACAGACAGAGACAGGUGUCGAUGGUUCUGAGUCCUGGGGUCGACUGUGUAGGGCUGGCGGGGGUGCUGGAGUUUGCCUACACUGGGGUCAUAGCAGCUUUGAACGCAGGCACUGUGAUCCAGAUACAGACGGCAGCUCAAGUACUGGGAGUUCCCAGAGUUCAGGAACUCUGUAGAGAGGAAGAGGAGAAGAUGAAGAUAGGAGGACAGAAGAAGACAGAGGAGAGGAAGAUCUCAGCUGCAGAACAGAUGGAGAUCAGUCUUCAGGCCAUCAGACAGCUGUGGACACAGAGAGUAGGCUGUGAUGUAGUUCUGGAGGUGGAUGGAAUUCCAUUUAAUGCUCACAGAGUUAUCCUGGCUACCAGUAGUGACUAUUUCAGAGCAAUGUUCACCAGUGGGAUGAAGGAAUCCCAGCAGUACUGUGUGACUCUCCCCUUCCUGGUGGCAUCCGAGCUGGAGAUCCUGAUUGGUUACUCCUACAAUGGGUCCCUCCCUCUCAGCUGGGGGCGUGUCUUUGAGAUCAGCUGCACCGCCCUCCAGUUACAAUUCCAGGCCGCCCUUUUGUUGUGUCUCAACUUCAUGCAACAGGAAAUGGAUGCCCGAUCCUGCCUGGACGUGGCAUCUUUCGCUGAGGCCUACGGGAUGAGUGAGCUCCUCGAGGUGGCUGAUGACUUUGUCCUGAGGAACUUCCUGGACGUGGCGUCCACCGCCAAGUUCCUGGAUCUGCCUGCGGAGAAGCUCCUAGACUUCCUGCGGAGAGACGGACUCUGUGCUCCUUCGGAGCUGUGGGUCUUCCGGGCGGUGGUGUCGUGGGUGCAGGCCGAUCAGGAGGCCAGGCUACCCCAGGCAAGGGAGCUGAUGACCGGGGUGCGAUUCCCCCUCAUGACCUUCCGGGAGUUCAGGGAGGUGCGGGCAGUCAACCUGCGGAUGGAGUGCAGCAGCGGAGGAGGUGGAGGUGAAGGAGGAGGUGGGGAGGAGGAGGUGGAACUCUAUGGGUCAGCCCUGAGGGAGUUCAGUAUCAGUCUGCCUGGGAGCCAGAACCAGUAUCGGGUCCGGAAGCCCAGAGAUUCCCUGGUUCUGGUGGGCGGGGACCAGCUAAACCUGGACACGGGUAGACGUGUUCCCAGUAAAGAGAUGUGGUUCGCCAACUCACUACGCAGCGGCACAGGGCUGGUGAAGGAGGUGGAGUGGAGGGUUCUGGGAGAGAUACCUGAGAAGGCGAGGUUAAGACAUGGGGUGGCGGUGCUGGGGGGGCAGCUGUAUGUGGUCGGGGGGUGUGAAUUCUACGCUAAAGACGACACACUGAAGUCAGCUUAUAGGUAUGACCCACAGCAGGGCAGUUGGCAGAGGCUUGCCGACAUGCAGAAUCAUAGGAGUAACUUCUCAUUGGUGGUUAGAGGAGAGAGUCUCUAUGCCAUUGGAGGAGACAGAGAUAUCAGCACCAACAUGGACACGGUGGAAGUCUACAGCCCUGAGUCAGACGCCUGGAGCUUCUCCAGACAGUUGCACCAGGCUCUGAGUGGCUUCUCAGCUUCAGUGCUGGACGGUGAGAUCUUCAUCUCGGGAGGCUUCGACUGCCACUACCAGUGUCUGUUGUCCAUGUUCCUCUACCACCCAGAGAGAGGAACCACCUGCCUGGCCGACAUGAUCCUGGACAGGGCCCUGCACUGCAUGGAGGUUCUGGGUCGCCACCUCUACGUGGUCGGAGGGGUGUGUAAUUCUCAGAAGUUCUACGCCAGCCAGCUGUCCUGUGAGGUGUACGACCCUGCAAGGGACUUCUGGAGCUCCAUCUCCCCCCUGACCGUCCCUCACGUUGGCCCAGCCUCGGCAGUCCUGGAGGGGAAGCUGUACGUGCUGGGAGGGUACUGCCAGGAGGACUACAGGGAGUCCAAGCUGGUGCACCGCUAUGAUCCCAGCAGCCAGCGCUGGGAGAACAUGGGCAGUAUGCCUGGACCUAACACUGACAUACGAGCCUGUGUUCUCCACCUGCCCCAACACCUAAGACUGUGAGGAUGAUUUUUCUGAAACAUUAUAUAAUCUUCUACAAUGAAUUCAAUUUAUAUCCUGAAUUAAAAGGAUUUUCUUCACUAAAGCUGCAGUACUUUGGACAGAACAACGAAUCUUCUCUAUUUAAUA